GCAUAAAUAAUAAUAAUAACCGUUUAAUUUAGAAGAUUAAUAUAUAAUAUGGAUCUAAUAGCUACUAUAGAGGAGGAUGCCGAAGUGGAAAACUUAUCUGAAAAUUCGGAUGUUGAAAUAGAAUAUCAACCUACUAAACUAAAACAAAAAAAAAUUACCGAAUUUGAGAAAGGUUUUGAAUUUGUGUCUUCGGUAAAGGAAUACAAUCAGGAUACUUGGGAUGAUUUAAUGAAAUAUGUUAAACGUAAAGCGCGCACAAAAACUGAUGAUAAAAUUGCAGAACGUUUAAAGAAACGCACAACAGACAACAUUCAACAGGAUGAUGGGGUAGAGGAAACGGAUGGUGAGAUACCAUUGUCGGAUGAUGAACUGAAACAUGAUAAUUUACGUUUGCGAGAAAAGAAGCAAAUUAAAAAAAAACAAAAAAGCAAGAGCAGUAACGAUGUCGAUCAUCCUGCUGACGACGAAGAAGAGGGUGAAAAAAUGAAAUUCGAGGAGUCUGUAGAAAGCAAUGAGUCUAUUACAUCGUUUUAUCAAAUGAAUUUAUCGCGUCCUUUGAUGCGAGCUAUAGGGGUGUUAGGUUAUAUAUAUCCAACACCUAUACAAGCGUCCACAAUACCAAUCGCUAUGUUGGGUCGUGAUAUAUGCGGCUGUGCAGCUACGGGUACAGGUAAAACGGCUGCUUAUAUGUUGCCUACCCUAGAACGUUUACUGUAUCGUCCUAUGAACAAUAGAACGAUAACAAGAGUUCUGGUUUUGGUGCCUACGCGCGAAUUGGGGGCUCAAGUUUAUCAAGUCACCAAGCAAUUAUGUCAAUUCACCAGCAUUGAUGUGGGUCUUGCUAUCGGUGGCUUGGAUGUUAAAGCUCAGGAAUUGGUAUUAAGACAAAAUCCUGACAUUGUGAUUGCCACACCGGGCCGCCUAAUUGACCAUAUUAAAAACACUCCAAGUUUUAGUUUGGAUUCUAUAGAGGUUUUGAUACUUGAUGAAGCUGAUCGUAUGCUGGAUGAAUAUUUCGCUGAGCAAAUGAAAGAAAUUAUUAACUCUUGUGCGAAAACUCGGCAGACUAUGUUGUUCUCAGCUACUAUGAGUGAACAAGUUAAAGAUUUGGCUGCUGUCUCGUUGAACAAACCCGUAAAAGUUUUUGUUAACAAUAAUCAGCAAGUGGCUUUCAAUUUGCGCCAAGAAUUUAUACGUAUUCGUGAAGACAAAGAAGGUGAUCGCGAACCAAUUUUGGCCAGUUUAAUAUGUCGCACUUUUCAUGACCAUUGCAUGAUUUUUGUGCAAACAAAAAAGCAAGCACAUCGUCUUCAUAUAUUGUUGGGUUUAUUAGGCAUUAAGGCGGGUGAAUUACAUGGCAAUCUGACACAACAACAACGCCUUGAGUCACUUAAGAAAUUUAAGGACGAGCAAAUCGAUGUGCUGAUAGCUACUGAUGUGGCUGCCAGAGGUUUAGAUAUUGUCGGUGUCAAGACGGUUAUUAACUUUGUGAUGCCAAUAACAACCGAACACUAUAUACAUCGUGUAGGACGUACGGCUCGAGCGGGACGUGCGGGCAUUUCGGUUUCGUUAGCCGGUGAAAAGGAACGUAAAAUAGUUAAAGACGUUAUCAAAAAUGCUGAAGGUUCCAUUAAAAAUCGUAUAAUACCACCAGAAAUUAUAGAAAAGUAUCGCAGAAAGUUAACUGCUUUGGAAGCAGAAAUACAACACAUUUUGGAUGAAGAACAAUAUGAGCGACAGUUGGCAAAAGCAGAACAGCAAUUAUCCAAAACGGAACGAAAGCUUUUAGCCAAUCAACCCAACGAAAAACGCCAAUGGUUCCAGACUAAAAAACAAAGAGAAGAGGAAAAGGUACGCUUGCAGGUAACACCCAACGACAAUACGUCAAAGACACUUAAGAAAGGGAAAGGAUCUAAACGCCCGGUGUAUGGUGGAGAUGGAGAAGAUGGACCUCCGGUUAAGGAACUUAAAUCAAAGAAAAAGAAACCGGACAUAAAGCCAAAAACACCUGAACAAUUGGCUAAAGAAAGAGCGUUAAAAGAAAUUGAGAAAGUCUCUUUGGUUAGAGCUAAAAUGUCUAAACUACGGCAGCGUGCUUCCAAAUUAGGGGCCACGACGGAAGGUAGCAAACUUGAUAAUAAUGCUGGAUUAAAUAAUAGGCAAAAGUCGAAACGUCAUGGUCAUUCGGCCUUUACCAAUGAUCUCACCGAUGUAAGCCGUAGUGGAGCCUUACGCUUAAGAUCGGAGGCUAAUCGCCAUAAGAAAAUGACAAAAUUAGCUGCUAAGAAAAAAAUCAGCACAGUGAAACUGACGAAUAAGUCAGGCCAAAAUAAAUUUAACAAAGGUAAAAAUUUCGGUGGCCCUAGAUUUGCAAAAAAAGAGAAACAUAAAAGGAAAUGAUGGGACACAAUAUGUGGAGUAAAUUAUUUUUUACAAAAUUUAUUGAAUAAAAGUUCGUAAAUUCGGAGUCAGAAGUGUUUAACUGAAUAAAAGUUACGUAAAAAUAACAUUACACAUAUAAUAAAUAGGGGAGUACUAUAUUUUCGGCUGAACGCUGCGAGUACUCAGCCUCAAAAGAAAUUCCUUAUAAUAGCAGACAGUAAAUCUGUUUUAUCAGCUUUAUAACCAUUUUCCUUAGGUAAAACUUAUCUUCACAUAUUAGAAAUCAAAUCCUUACUUUAUAGCUUCAAAUCUGAUACAUUUUAUUUUCAUUUUCUUUGGCUGCCCAGCCACAUGAGCAAUCUUGGCAACAACACUGCAGAUAAAAGUCCAUCUUCCAGACUAUCUAAUUUUAAUGAUCGUGCCGUGAUUCCUGAAGAUCUGAGGACAAUCGAAAAAAAUCAUUUAAUUUUUUCUUAGCAACAGCGAAGGUAUAACUCACCUUAUGUUCGUCAU
Molecule: messenger RNA, 2895 nt
Organism: Glossina fuscipes
Lineage: Eukaryota; Metazoa; Arthropoda; Insecta; Diptera; Glossinidae
Gene: Rs1
Product: probable ATP-dependent RNA helicase DDX27
Exons: 4
Coding region: 49-2400 (783 amino acids)
Molecular function (GO): RNA helicase activity; nucleic acid binding; ATP binding
Source: RefSeq, a predicted model, not a curated record